Pocillopora meandrina is the source of this 2608-nucleotide messenger RNA. NCBI's taxonomy places the organism in Eukaryota, Metazoa, Cnidaria, Anthozoa, Scleractinia, Pocilloporidae. The record is from the annotation of a GenBank genome assembly.
AUGCUGUGGAUAUUUUCUUAUUUCCUUGUCUGCGUUUCGUUCACCAACCUUGAAACUGCUGAGGAUCAAUGCAGGUCAGAAGUUGAUAUUCGUGGCAUGGCUCUCAAAGGUUUCGUUUUCAAGAGAAUGACAGUAGCAGCUCCUCAUAUCUGUGAUAUCUUAUGUGAAAGGGAAAUUACCUGCCAGAGCUAUAAUUUCAACAGAAAAGAACAGAUCUGUGAAUUAAACCAUCGCACAAAGGACGCGAGACCCGAGAAUUUUCGUUCAGACCCAGCCUGGUUUUAUAUUCGCCGUUUGAACGGAAGAGGUAAGUACUCGACCAAGCACUUUAUAAUAAUUCUAAAUAUUUCUGUCUUACAGUCUGCUCACAGCCUGCGUUUUCCGAUUUCCCGGAAUUGAUUUUUCUAUUACCUCCUGACCGUAAAAAUGAAAGAUAUCAUUUCUACCUACUUUCUUUGAAGUUUAACCUAUAGUUAACAAGCAAAAAAAUUACUUUGAUGCAUGUAUAAAAUGUUGACAAGAAAUUAUUGAUUUAUUUACUUUUUAAAGUGCUGCAACAAGCUUACGGUCAGGGAUGACUGUAAAAAAAACUGAAAGCUCUAAAUGGAGGGCUUACGAGAGAAGGGUCUUGUCUCCUCAGAAUAAAAUCCUCCUUAAAUAUUCACAAGUCAAAAGGGAACUUAAGUAAAUGGAAUUCAGGUCCCGUUCAUAUUCUCAAGUGCCUUUUAUUCUCCCUUUUUGAUCUGUACGCCUCUAAAUGCUUGGCCGGUUUAAAGUCACCUCGCCACCAGGAAGACUCGCCACCAAUAAAGGAAAAGUUAACCAAAGUGAUCGUAACUUUUUAAUCGAACGAACGAACGACAAGAUCUACAAGAAAUGUGUUUGUCAAUUAUCAUUUUUUGGCGAAAAGAGGAGUGUUGUGUUGAGUGUUAAGUUUCAACAUUUUUACUCAUACCAGUUCCCUUGGGUUCGAUUCCGGAGUUACCAGCACGUUCAUGCUACGAGAUAAAAGCAAGCGAAGGGAAAGACACUGUAAGCAAUAAAUACUGGCUGGAUCCAUCUGGCACUGGGAAGGGAAUUCUGGUUUACUGUGAUAUGUAUUUAGAAGGUAAAUCAAUAUUGAAGGCAGUGUUGGUUUAAUUUUUUGUUUAAAUUGUCGAUUUGAAAAUCGCUCUAGUCCUGAAACAAUGUGUUGCGCAGUUUCUACUUUUGUCUACAUAUUUGUAUAAAAAAUCCAAAAAUGGAAAAAAAUAUCCCAAAUGGAAAUUUUACACUUAAUUGCAAUUUAAUAAAACUUUGAACAACAUUCUUACCUCAAAGUUGCCAUUAACCAUAGUCUAACUAGGUGGAACACAAUUCCUGUUGUGUUAUGUGGCUGUAAAUGUUAAUUUAGCACAGGGUAAGACUAUCUCUCUAGUAAAAUAAAUGUUGGCGAAAUUUUGACUCUCUUCCUUCUCCAUUCCCUAACCAGAUCAUGAUGAAUGCCUUGGUGGAAACAAUGCCUGUGACGUCAAUGCAUACUGUACCAACACCGUGGGUUCCUAUUACUGUACCUGCAAGGAGGGAUACGCUGGCGAUGGACGCUCGUGUUCAGGUACAUCGCGAUUAGUUUAAAUGAAUAUCCUAAUCACUUAGUCUAUCGAGAGAAUAGUCAAACGACCAAUCAAACUAAUGUUAAUUUUCUCACUGGGGAGGGGGUGGGUCACAGUGUCCAAUAUAGUCAGACUCUGUCUUCCACCUUCAUUGUCCGAGAGGGCUUUAAAAAAGGAUUUCAUUUAUACGAUGUUCCUCUCUGUGUUAUAGAUAUAAACGAAUGUGCUGACAGCACACCCGAUUGUGAUGUGAACGCUGAGUGUAACAAUAUCUUGGGAUCUUAUGAGUGCAUGUGUGAAGACGGAUUUCAUGGAAAUGGAACUAACUGCACCGGUAACUUGUUAUGACAUAUCAUGUUGCCUCUUUACAUAAUAAUACCCUGUCAUAAAACAAAAAGGUUAGUUACUAUACAAUAAUAAAAUAUUUUUUGUUGAUUUAGAUAUAGACGAAUGUACCGAAGAAAUACACAACUGUGAUGUGAACGCUGAGUGUAACAAUACCCUGGGAUCUUACAAAUGCUCGUGUAAAGAUGGAUUUCAUAGAAAUGGAACCAACUGCACAGGUAACUUGUUGAAACAUUUCAAACACCGUCUUUCACCGGCAUUGUAUAAGGGGGGCUUUUAAAAAAAAAGUCUCAUUUACAUGAUAAUCCUUUUCGUGUUCUAGAUGUAGAUGAAUGUGCUGACAGAAUACACAACUGUAAUGUGAAUGCCGAUUGCAACAAUACCCUGGGAUCUUACAAGUGCUCGUGUAAAGACGGAUUUCAUGGAAAUGGAACUAACUGCACGGGUAACUAGUUAAAACAUUUCAAACACCGUCAUUGUAUAAGGGGGCUUAAAAAAAGUCUCAUUUACAUGAUAACACUUUUCGUGUUUUAGAUAUAGAUGAAUGUGCUGACAGAAUACACGACUGUGAUAUGAAUGCUGAGUGUAACAAUAUCUUGGGAUCUUAUAAGUGCAUGUGUGAAGACGGAUUUCAUAGAAAUGAAACGAACUGCACAGGUGACUUGUUAUAG